CGGGGCAUUGCCACAUAGUGUGGGGUUGAUUUCGAUGAGGAUUCUUCAGCUAUGGUUAUUGAUCAUACUAGCUUCUCCGUCUCUGAUGAUGUUGACGGCGACCACACCUUGAUUGCUGCCGACGAUUUAGUGAAAUCUGAUGUCAUCUUAGGAAAAGCCAAAAUCGAGGCUCCCGUUCUCUUCACAGGAGUUGCACAUUCGUUGAACCCUACCAACAAUCUGGUUUUCAAAGUUCUUUCAGCCUCUCCCUCAGCUUAUUCUUCUAACCCAAGCUCGAAGUUGUCUAGUCCCCCUCAGCUCACUGGGUCUACAAUUUCGCUAGUCUCGGUCAUGCAGCGCUCUUCUUCUGAGAAGUAUUUUCAUUCACUACCUUGA
Camelina sativa (false flax) is the source of this 375-nucleotide messenger RNA. NCBI's taxonomy places the organism in Eukaryota, Viridiplantae, Streptophyta, Magnoliopsida, Brassicales, Brassicaceae. The record is from RefSeq and is a predicted model, not a curated record.